Molecule: messenger RNA, 1088 nt
Organism: Carlito syrichta (Philippine tarsier)
Lineage: Eukaryota; Metazoa; Chordata; Mammalia; Primates; Tarsiidae
Gene: VPS29
Product: VPS29, retromer complex component
Exons: 5
Coding region: 156-716 (186 amino acids)
Biological process (GO): retrograde transport, endosome to Golgi; intracellular protein transport
Cellular component (GO): endosome; retromer complex
Source: RefSeq, a predicted model, not a curated record
GCUUUACGGCGGGGAAGGGCCUGUGCGGGCCCCCGUAGGGCAGUUCUCUGCCGACCUCGUUUCCCAUUGGCUGUGGGCGAGAUGGGCGGGUCCUCGAGGAGCCUGAGGAAGAGGGCGGCCGCGGUCGUGGUGACGGAGCGGAGCCCGGUGACAGGAUGGCUGGGCACAGAUUGGUGUUGGUAUUAGGAGAUCUGCACAUCCCACACCGGUGCAACAGUUUGCCAGCUAAAUUCAAAAAACUCCUGGUGCCAGGAAAGAUUCAGCACAUUCUUUGCACAGGAAACCUUUGCACCAAAGAGAGUUAUGACUAUCUCAAGACUCUGGCUGGUGAUGUUCAUAUUGUGAGAGGAGACUUUGAUGAGAAUCUGAAUUACCCAGAACAGAAAGUUGUGACUGUUGGACAGUUCAAAAUUGGUUUGAUCCAUGGACAUCAAGUUAUUCCUUGGGGAGAUAUGGCCAGUUUAGCCCUAUUGCAGAGGCAGUUUGAUGUGGACAUUCUUAUCUCAGGACAUACACACAAAUUUGAAGCAUUUGAGCAUGAAAAUAAAUUCUACAUUAACCCAGGUUCUGCCACUGGAGCAUAUAAUGCCUUGGAAACAAACAUUAUUCCAUCAUUUGUGUUGAUGGAUAUCCAGGCUUCUACAGUGGUCACUUAUGUGUAUCAGCUAAUUGGAGAUGACGUGAAAGUAGAACGAAUCGAAUACAAAAAAUCUUAAAGCCAGAACUAACUUGAUUUUUUUUUUUUCAUUGUACUGUUGAAAUCAAGUGAUUAAACAUUUAAGAGCCACAAAAUUGUAUCACUUUUAUAAUAUUUUGCAGUAAAAUAUAAUAUUGUCUUCUCUGUUAAUACAUAAUUGCUCUAAGCUUCUUGUAAACUAUACGAAUAUAUUUACAUUAUAUGGCUUGUAUGGAAAUAUGUCCACCAUGCAGUUACUGGUCAUGUGUUAAGAAAAAUGUAUCCUUGUAAAUAUCUUCAAAGUUGAUCUUUGGAACUUUAUUCCAAAAGUAGUGCAUGAAGAGAAAGAACCUAGACUUUCUUGUAUACAUUUUUCUCUUCUCCAAUAAUAAAUGUUUACCUUUCAUUUAUA